Messenger RNA from Tremella mesenterica DSM 1558, 1053 nucleotides. RefSeq lists its product as uncharacterized. The record is from RefSeq and is a predicted model, not a curated record. The coding region runs from base 1 to 1053 and encodes 350 amino acids. Gene Ontology annotation, molecular function: mRNA 3'-UTR AU-rich region binding. Gene Ontology annotation, biological process: 3'-UTR-mediated mRNA stabilization. Lineage: Eukaryota; Fungi; Basidiomycota; Tremellomycetes; Tremellales; Tremellaceae. The transcript has 4 exons. Gene Ontology annotation, cellular component: nucleus; cytoplasm.
AUGGCAGACAACAAUAUCUCCCCCACCCAAGAGGUGUCUUCCUCACCUAACGGUCACUCGGAUGAACCUCAACUCUCACUCCGUGCCUUGGUCAGCACUAAAGAAGCUGGUAUCCUCAUUGGAAAAGGAGGUCAAACCAUCGCUGACAUCCGUGCCAAAACCAAUGUCAAAGCUGGUGUUUCCAAAGUCGUCCCCGGUGUUCAAGAUCGUGUAUUCUCAGUUUCCGGUGCCGUCGACCAUGUAGCUGCCGCUUUCGCCGAGGUCGCUCGACUUUUACUCGAGACCCCUUUGUCCGACUCUUCCUUGCCCCCUCCUCCCGUGGGCGCUUUCACCUCGGUCCGUCUCCUCAUCAGUCACAACCUCAUGGGAACCGUCAUCGGUCGUUCUGGUGCAAAAAUCAAGCAAAUCCAAGAUGAAAGUGGUGCUAGAAUGGUAGCUAGUAAAGAAAUGCUUCCUCAAUCAACUGAACGUGUCGUCGAGAUCCAAGGUUCGGUCGAAGCUAUCAAAACCGCCGUUCUAGAAAUUGGCAAAUGUCUCAUGGAAGAUUGGGAAAGAAACACUGGGACUGUACUCUAUCAUCCUGGUGCUGCUGGAGAUGCCGGUGUUUUGGCAGGAGGUCUAGGUGCUCAGACCGUCACUGGAGGAUUGGGUGGGAUCAGGAGGAGUAGUGUCGCUCCUAGUUUCGGAUUCGGUGGUGAAAGACGUAUGAGUGGUAGACCCAGUAUUUCUGCUCCAAGUGAAACUAGGAGGGUCAGCGAUGCUCCACCUAUGGUCAACGAUCCCAAUCUUCGUACUCAAAACAUUUCUAUUCCAAGUGACAUGGUGGGAUGUAUCAUUGGUCGCGGUGGUACCAAAAUCACAGAGAUUCGUAGACUUUCCGGAUCUAGAAUCUCUAUCGCUAAAGCACCUCAUGAUGAAACGGGAGAACGUAUGUUCACCAUUGUUGGUACUGCCGACGCUACGGAACGUGCUUUAAUGCUCCUUUACUCCCAGCUCGAAUCGGAGAAGGAGCGUCGUAUGUUGCAAGCGCAAAUGGAACAGGUUCACAUCUGA